AUGUCUCUGCGUCCGUCCACUGCUCCUCUGCGUGCCCCUUUGCCUUCUCCUCCUGAGUCCUCUCUUCCUGCUCUUCCCGACCCGGAGUCGGACUCUCUUCGUGCUGCCAGUCCUACUGUCACGCGUCUCCUUGCUACUGUUGUCACUGACCCUUCCUUUGAGUCCACUGCUGCGUCUGCCCUAGUUACUGAGCUCGUCGACUUUGCUGCUCGCUGUCGUCUAGACUACGCUGCUAGUCUUGUAGUUGAGUCUGAGUCUGUCUGUCCUCCGUCCGUCGGGGGUGAGUGUGCCCUUGGCACGGACGUCCUUGAGGACAGGCAGGAGGAGUUCCAGUGUUUGGCUGCUGCUUCACCUCAUCUCGUGUCCGUACUGCUUACCCCUGAGGGAGACCCGGAUGCACUUGACAUCCCGACUCCGCGCUCUUACGCGGAGGCGAUAGAGGGUCCCUACUCCUCUCAGUGGCAGGCAGCUAUGGACGCAGAGAUGGCUUCCUGGAAGUCCACAGGCACCUACGUUGACGAGGUUCCUCCGCCUGGGGCGAACAUCGUCAGUGGCAUGUGGAUUUUCAGGGUGAAGCGGCCGCCGGGUUCUCCGCCUGUCUUCAAGGCGCGUUACGUGGCUCGUGGCUUCACUGCACUCUCUUGA
Closterium sp. Naga37s-1 is the source of this 645-nucleotide messenger RNA. The record is from the annotation of a GenBank genome assembly. NCBI's taxonomy places the organism in Eukaryota, Viridiplantae, Streptophyta, Zygnematophyceae, Desmidiales, Closteriaceae.